This is a messenger RNA of Microplitis demolitor, 1604 nucleotides long. RefSeq names its product alpha-amylase A. The transcript has 5 exons. Gene Ontology annotation, molecular function: cation binding; alpha-amylase activity. NCBI's taxonomy places the organism in Eukaryota, Metazoa, Arthropoda, Insecta, Hymenoptera, Braconidae. The record is from RefSeq and is a predicted model, not a curated record. Bases 54 to 1553 code for a protein of 499 amino acids. Gene Ontology annotation, biological process: carbohydrate metabolic process.
AGUCAAUUUAUUAUUAUUAUUUUUUUUUUGAGUUAAUUAAGAUAAAGUUAGUAAUGUUUAAAUUGACGAUUAAGAUUUGUUUGUUACUGUAUGUUGUGGAGGGUCAGAAAAAUCCGCAUUACAAAGAUGACCGAGACACGAUGGUCCACUUGUUUGAAUGGAAGUUUCAGGAUAUUGCUGAUGAAUGUGAACGUUUUUUGGGCCCAAUGGGUUACGGAGGUGUUCAGGUAUCACCAAUAAAUGAAAAUCUCAUACUACCAAAUCGACCAUGGUAUGAACGUUACCAGCCACUAUCAUUCAAAAUCAAAUCUCGUUCCGGCGAUGAGGCAUCCUUUGCCAAUAUGGUAAAACGUUGUAACGCCGUGGAUGUGCGUAUUUACGUCGACAUUGUUGUAAAUCACAUGACCGCAGAUGUCUCUCCAGCAAUCGGAACCGCUGGAUCAACCGCCAACACUAGCACACGCUCGUAUCCCGCAGUGCCAUACUCGAUUAUAGAUUUCCAUCCAAUCUGCGCAAUAAAUAAUUACAACAAUGCCAUUGAGGUACGUAAUUGCGAGUUAAGUGGUCUCCAUGAUUUAGAUCAAAGUAGAGAGCAUGUCAGAAAUACAAUUGUUAAUUUUAUCAACAAGAUUAUUGAUCUUGGAGUUGCUGGAAUUCGAGUGGACGCAGCCAAACAUAUGUGGCCGGAAGAUCUCAAGGUUAUUUAUUCGCGAUUGAAAAAUUUGAGCGUUGCUCAUGGGUUUCCCGCGCAAUUACGACCAUUUAUAUAUCAAGAAGUCAUUGAUUUAGGUGGUGAAGCUAUUAAGAAACAGGAGUACACACAAUUGGGCAGAGUAAUUGAAUUCACCUAUGGAGUUGUUCUGGGAAAUAUUUUUCGGAGGAAUGAACCACUUAAGUACUUAAAGAACUGGGGCAAUGGCUGGGGUCUUUUGGACUCAGGAGAUGCAUUGGUUAUGAUUGAUAAUCAUGAUAAUCAACGUGGUCAUGGCGCUGGUGGCGCCACUAUUUUGACUUACAAACUCCCUAAGCAAUAUAAGAUGGCAACAGCAUUUGAACUAGCUCAUCCUUAUGGUACAACCCGAGUGAUGAGUUCAUUUUAUUUCGACGAUCCAAGCAUUGGACCACCGGCUUACGAAAAUGGUACAAUAAUUUCUCCAGAAAUUGAUUCGAGAACAGGUGCCUGCAAAAAUGGAUGGGUUUGUGAACACCGUUGGCCUCAAAUUCGUAAAAUGGUUUUGUUCCGUAUGGUAGCCAAAAAUGAUCCAAUCAAAAACUGGUGGGACAAUGAUGAUGAUCAAAUAGCAUUCUCUCGCGGUUCAAAUGCAUUCAUUGCUCUAAAUAAUGAUGAUGACGACUUGCGACGUAAUUUAACUACUGGUUUGCCUGCUGGACGUUACUGUGACGUGAUAACUGGUGAAGUUGAGAGUAAUAAAUGCACUGGAAAGAUUGUCGAUGUUGACAAAGAUGGUAUUGCAUUCAUUGACUUACCGGCAAAUGCAGACGACGGCGUAAUUGCAAUCCACAUUGGACGUCAAUCAUUGCUGCAGUCUUGAGUUAUUACUUUCAAUAUUAUUUGAUACUUAUUGUGGGAAAUAAAUCAUAAU